GUGCCACUUACCCGACCGCGCUCAGCUGAGCCGUAUUAUUUCACGACCAAGCUCAAUCACCCAAAUUGCUCAGCUCCCCGACAAUCAUCUUUUGCAGACCAGCUUACCCUCUCCAGAGAUAGCUAAGGACCACAGCCGAGACCGCUAAUGCGUCUAGACCAAUGCCCGUGAUGGGCGUGGAGAGUCUCCAGAACCUGACGGCCGGCUUUGCUCGGGAUAUUACGGGGCCGUGGCGCUCUAGGUAGAGCUGGACUCUCGUGAUCGCGAUCUGCCUCCAUAAAAACAGGCUCUGAAUACCACUCUGCCUCCAUCCACAACCUACUUCAACCGAGUGUCGCUCAGUACAACACCCCCACUCAAGACAAAACCACCACCUCGACUCUCAUGUUUAAUCUGAUCAUUGCACGCCGUAAUACGCUUCUCGCGUGGGCUUCGAUAGAAGCCGGGUUUGCUAUUUAUGUCUGGAACGCAUACCGAACACCAUCUGCGACAAUGAUAUCUGCGUCCCGCACAAGAGCGGGACUGAAAGCCUAGUCUACACGUUAAUCACCAUCUUCAAGAUGUAUACCUGACACUUUGCUGAAUGUAACAUACUUGCC
Mycena citricolor is the source of this 599-nucleotide messenger RNA. NCBI's taxonomy places the organism in Eukaryota, Fungi, Basidiomycota, Agaricomycetes, Agaricales, Mycenaceae. The record is from the annotation of a GenBank genome assembly.